AGCUUGACUGGCUGCUUAGCAACGCGCGCUUGUCUGACUGAUAAUCACAGAUUAAUGAUGUUAAACACCGCUUUAAACUCGUUUGGUGCUCAGGUUGUGUUGGCGACAUCCAGCGAUGAAAAUAAUCCUCCGGAAAACAUCAUAGAUGGAAACACUGAGACGUUCUGGCUGUCGACAGGAAUGUUUCCUCAAGAGUUCAUCAUCCGAUUCCCAGAUAACAUGAAAAUAUCGGUGAUAUCCGUCCACAGUUUUAAUGUAAAACGUUUAAGAAUUGAGAAAAGCACACAAGAAGAGGCUGAGAAAUUUGAACUAAUGGCAGAGAAAGAGUUUGAACAAACAGAGGGAAGUCUACAAACAAAUGAAAUAUCACUUGAUGGCUCAAACGCGACACAUUUGCGGUUUCUCCUCCUCUCUGGAUAUGAUCAUUUUGUCUCGAUGCACACAGUGGGGAUACAGGCAUAAGACUGACUUGAAUGAGUUGCCAAGACUUGUAAAGUAGCCUUAUAUCAUGUACAGCAAUCAUUAUUAAAAAUCUCAUUGCAUUUUGUACUAAACCAAACCCUCAUAAAUGUGUCAAAUAAUCUGACCAUAACGGAAUCUGAACAUGUGUGCGCUUGCAUCCCCAGAUGGGUUGAAUACAGAGAGAGAAUUUCACUGUGCUCUAAUGUACAGGUCACGAAUAAAGACU
Messenger RNA from Neoarius graeffei (lesser salmon catfish), 688 nucleotides. It is a transcript of the gene hspb11, whose product is annotated as heat shock protein, alpha-crystallin-related, b11. Gene Ontology annotation, biological process: intraciliary transport. The transcript has 5 exons. Gene Ontology annotation, cellular component: centrosome; cilium; intraciliary transport particle B. The record is from RefSeq and is a predicted model, not a curated record. Lineage: Eukaryota; Metazoa; Chordata; Actinopteri; Siluriformes; Ariidae. The coding region runs from base 55 to 462 and encodes 135 amino acids.